CGGAGGUACGACACCGUAUGCUGUUGCAUGACUCCCACCAAAGCUUGCACCGACGUUUACCAGUGAUUCACUUCUUCACCUUAGGACGGUAGACCCAUCUCGCAUACCUGUUAGCUCUUGCUGGGUUCAUAGGGUGUCAGCUGUGUCGAGAUCAAAAUGUCAGACGAUGUUGUUCUUGAGCAGCGCGACCGCAAGCAGCGUAGGGCUGCUGCUACUGAGGAGAACGGACAUGCGCCUGAUGUGCCGGACUUUGCCGCUGCCGAAGAUUUCGCUGGCCCUGAUGUGCCUGCCGGGGACUCGACGGACGCCCCUGCACAAGAGGACGUAGAGGACAGCGCAACCUCCAGCAACCGGAUCUUUUUUGUGCGCAUCCCCCGCCCUCCUAUCGAUGAUGACCUGGUCAAGAGGCUCUCAGCGCAGUUCCAAGACCAGGUCGCCAAGGUGAAGGCCGUCAGCGCUAGGCUGGCGACAAAGCGGGAGGAGCUGCGUGAGCUUCGCAACCAAAAGUCUAUCGGCUACUCCUUGAAGUUGGAUUCGAAGCCAGAGUACGGGGAGAAGCUAGACCGGAUGAGGCAGCUGCGUGACCUACGCAGGGAUUAUCGGCGCAGGAUAGAUGAAAUUACCUCUAACCUGAGGGGGCUGGAGUGCAAGAGCGAGGAGGAGCUUGAUGCUAAAGUGAAGGAGCUGCAGUACCAGAUUACCCAUGAGGGCCUCUCCCUCCGGGACGAGAAGACCGCCGUGCAUAAGAUUAGCAAGCUCCAGUCGCAGCGUGCGCAGACUCGCGAGUACCAGAGCCAGGAGGGGGUGCUCAAAGAGCUUAAAGCCGAGAUUGAGAAGGUGGACGCGACCCUGAAGGAGAUGGACGGCGAGUUCAAGAUUCUCCACAACGAGCGCGAGCAAGCGUCCGGCAUCAUCAAGGAGAUCAAGAGCAAGAUUGAGGCCUGCGAGGAAGAGGCGAAGGACAUCACCGAGGAGCUGGAAGCCGCCAAGGCCGUCAAGGACAACGCCCUAGCCGCACUUGAGAAGGCGCGCACGGAGCUGAACGAGUCCAUGGCGGAGUACCGGGAGAACCGCUCCUUCGGCCUCAAGGUGCGCGACCUGGUGACGGCGGGCCAGGUGGAGGAGGCGCGCGCCAUGUGCGCGGCCCAAGCCGACGCGAUGGUGGCCAAGUUGGGCUCUGACGCGGCUUACCGCAAGGAGUACUACAGCCUCUGGGCGCAGCAGCGCAAGUACGCAGUUUCGGAGCUGCUGCCGGACAGCACCGUGGCGGUCAAGGAGGCAAAGCCCGCGGCUAACAAGGCGAACGCUAAAGGCAAUGGCGCCAAGGCUGCUAAGGCGCCACCGCCCAAGCCGCAGGGUGCUGAGAAGGCUAAGCUGCUCAUCGAGCAGCUGAUGGCGGAGGCGCAGGCGGAGGCCAGCCGCAAGGCCGCUGGGCGGCCGGCGGCGGACGACGUGCAGUCCUCGGGCGACGCUGACGACGAGCUGGACUUCCCAGCGCCGGUGGCGGAGGCGCCCGCAGUGCCCGUGCCGGAGGCGGUGAAGCCGCGGGCAGCUGCCAGCGCCCGGCCAGCUGACCUGCUGAAGAUGGUGGAGCUGCCGAAGAUUGAGGACGAGGAGUUCGUGCCGCCGGUCCUUAAGAGUGAGGCCGACAAGGCGGCUGCUGCUGCGCUGGACAAGGAGCGGCUGCGCGAGGAGCAGAUCAAGAAGGCGCAGGAGGCGGAGCUGCGCAAGAAGAAGCUGGCAGAGGCGAAGGAGAAGAAGCGGAAGGAGGCGGAGGCUAAGAAGAAGGCGGACGAGGAGGCUCGUAAGGCCCAGGAAGCAGCAGUUGCGGAGGAGCGGGCGAAGCAGCUCGCCGCCGAGAGGGCGGAGGCCGAGGCGAAGCGGAAGGCACAGCAAGAGGCGGCACGCGCCGCUGCCGAGGCGAAGGCCCUCAGCUCCAACCCCGCCGCCAAGGUCAUUGCCAAGUCGCAGCUGACGGCGGUCGCCAAGCCAGUUAAGCGCCAGACGGGUAACGACCUGUACGCCCACUGGAAGGCGCUCACGAAGAACACGAACGUGGGCUUGUGGGCGAUGGCCGUUAUCCUGGGCAUCUUCCUGCUGGCCCUGGUUAUCAUGGCGGUACGCGCCUAAAGUUAGCUGGACUAGUACUGCCUCUUCAGCGGUUUAGAGCAGCUCCAACGCAUUUUCCUGUGAUGGUGCUGGGAAGGUCUGGUUGGUAGUGGCUAGAACUGACUUCCGAUGUUUUGGUAGCUCGACCUGGUUCGAGUGUAGUGGGCAGGAUGACGACAUGCUAUACGCUUCCACUCUGGUCUAUGUUGCAUGGGUUAUUCCCGGUUCUAAGUGGCGGUUCUUAAGCGUAGGCUGUAGGGGCGUGCACUUGUCAAAUGGCGGGGUUGCCAACACGGCGGAUUGACUCCGCUUGCAUGUUGCCGGGAAGGCACAAGGAUGUGGACGCAGCAUUCGACCCAACGUCGUGAACUGACUAAGCCUGCUGCUCGGGCUGUACGAGCGUUUAUAAUCUUUUUGGUAUAUCUUGUACUGAUGAUAUGCGUGGUUGCAUAAGGGUGUGUGGACGGCUUGGAGGCUCGCCAUGUCCACGUAACGAGCAGUAGGCAGCUCUCCUCUCCCAUCGAGACAUGCGGACUGACUGGUACAUACAACGCCGUGCUCGAAUGCUGCUUUGUGACAGGACUUCUUUGUUGCGCAUAAAUUACGCAGCUGUAAAUACCUGAUCAUGGUGAUCGAGACUGUAUAUAUAGCUUCGUCACAAAAUUUACAUCCUC
Messenger RNA from Astrephomene gubernaculifera, 2783 nucleotides. Lineage: Eukaryota; Viridiplantae; Chlorophyta; Chlorophyceae; Chlamydomonadales; Astrephomenaceae. The record is from the annotation of a GenBank genome assembly.